Molecule: messenger RNA, 546 nt
Organism: Caenorhabditis briggsae
Lineage: Eukaryota; Metazoa; Nematoda; Chromadorea; Rhabditida; Rhabditidae
Gene: Cbr-nape-2
Product: Protein CBR-NAPE-2
Exons: 2
Coding region: 1-546 (181 amino acids)
Biological process (GO): N-acylethanolamine metabolic process; N-acylphosphatidylethanolamine metabolic process
Cellular component (GO): membrane-bounded organelle; cytoplasm
Molecular function (GO): N-acylphosphatidylethanolamine-specific phospholipase D activity
Source: RefSeq, a predicted model, not a curated record
AUGGAAGGACAGGGCAUCGGAAUCGACGGAUCCUCAUCGGUCACUGAACUCAAUUGGGGAGAACAUGGAACAUUCGAGAAGAACGGAAAGGAAUUCCAGAUUUGGUGUUUGCCAGCACAGCACUGGGGCCAGCGUGGACCAUUCGACCGUAACAGAAGACUCUGGUCCGGGUGGGCAGUAAUUGGUGAGAAUCGGCGAUUCUACUAUUCUGGAGACACCGGAAAUUGUGAUUCGGAAUUCAAAAAGUUUGGAAAGAAGCUCGGGCCAUUCGAUUUGGCAGCUAUUCCGAUUGGAGCGUAUGAGCCGAGAUGGUUCAUGAAAUCACAGCAUAUUAAUCCGGAAGAAGCGAUCGGAGUUCAUGAAAUGAUCCGAUCGAAGAAUAGUAUUGGUAUUCAUUGGGGAACGUAUCAUAUGGGAUCGUAUGAGUACUAUCUGGAGCCACGUGACAAGCUGAAAGAGCUAAUGGACGCUCGCGAAGAUCUCAAGGACACAAAUUUUGUGACAAUUGAAAUGGGCCGCAUUUGGGAGGCUCCGGAUAAAAAGUGA